Messenger RNA from Onychostoma macrolepis, 671 nucleotides. RefSeq names its product LSM3 homolog, U6 small nuclear RNA and mRNA degradation associated (gene lsm3). Gene Ontology annotation, cellular component: U6 snRNP; catalytic step 2 spliceosome; P-body. Bases 131 to 439 code for a protein of 102 amino acids. NCBI's taxonomy places the organism in Eukaryota, Metazoa, Chordata, Actinopteri, Cypriniformes, Cyprinidae. Gene Ontology annotation, biological process: mRNA splicing, via spliceosome; P-body assembly. The transcript has 4 exons. Gene Ontology annotation, molecular function: RNA binding. The record is from RefSeq and is a predicted model, not a curated record.
UUGCGGAUUCAGUUUUGUGGGCCGUCGCGCGCCCCCUGGAGGAACACCGGAGGAACACAGGAAACUGUUACAUUUCCCGCCCAACGAUUUGUGGGAGACAAACGAAAAGCAUUUUGGGUAAUUCUGAAAGAUGGCGGACGACGCUGAGCAGCAACAAACCACCAACACAGUAGAAGAGCCUCUGGAUCUGAUCCGGCUGAGUCUGGAUGAGAGGAUCUAUGUGAAGAUGAGGAACGACCGAGAGCUGCGCGGCAGACUGCAUGCCUAUGACCAGCACUUAAACAUGAUCCUCGGAGAUGUUGAAGAGACAGUGACGACUGUGGAAAUCGAUGAGGAGACGUAUGAGGAGAUUUAUAAGUCGACGAAGAGGAACAUCCCCAUGCUGUUUGUUCGAGGGGAUGGAGUUGUGUUAGUGGCUCCGCCGCUGAGGGUCGGAUAACUUCCUUGAGUUGUACACAGCUUAUCUACACAAUUAUGCUUUGGACUCUAAAUUCUUCAAGUGGGUGGACUUUUAAGUGGAUGACGUUUUUUUUUUUUUUUUUUUUGGAACCACGGAGCUGUAAAUCUGUUUAUUUUUCAAGAUGGCUUUUCGUUUUACGUUUUGGAAACCUGUAUUGGCACUUCAUUUGCGCAAUAUGUUUUUGACUGUCAUUAAAAUUCUUGAAGUUCAA